GAGUGAAUUCUCAAUCAAGGAUAAAAUGUUUUUAAUUGUAAAUCGAUUCUAGUAGUGAUUAUAAUUUGUCUUUCAUCUCGUUCAUGCCACUCGUCAACUCUAAUUAUUGAGCGCAAUUAUAAAUCUAAACUUUCAGAAAUAUUAUACAAUUAAAUCCCUAUUUGUGUAUCCUGUAAACGCCUUUAUUUUCGGAACUGCGACUUUAUAUUGUCUACUGGUCUGGCGUUUUUCAGAUAAUUAACAACAUGGAGAAGGGUGGAAAUCCGCCUCCUUACGUUUGGAGCAAUGGUCAUUCUUUGCAGCCUCCACCAGCCGCGCCUCCAAGUUACUCGCAAGCUGUUGGUGGUGUAGGACCUUCUAGUCCUUACACUCCUCAAUAUCCAGCAACAGCAGGUCCUCAGAUAGUUACAACUGUGGUUCCAGUAGGACCACAUCCCACUCAUAUGAUUUGUCCAAGCUGCCAUGCUGAAAUUGACACAGCUACCCAAACAAAACCUGGUCUUAUUGCUUACAUUUCUGGAGCCAUCAUAUUUUUGGUGGGAUGUUUCUGCGGAUGUUGCCUUAUCCCCUGCUGCAUUGAUAGCUGUAUGGACGUACACCACAAGUGUCCUCAUUGCAAUGCUUAUCUUGGUCGUUAUAGACGAUAAAUUGCUAAGAUGUAAUUGUCAAAUUGCAAAUGGAUAACACUUCUUCAUAUGUUGAAGGAACGAAACUGGUACUAAGAUUUAGAAUAGCGUAAUGGGACUAAUAAAUGGAGGAUAAUUUUUUUACUUAAUCAUUUAGUUGUUAAGUUAUUUCAUUAUUAAUAUAACAAAAAAACUACAUAAAAUUUAUUAAUAUACAAUUCUCAUUGUUUCGGUAUUCGUAAUUGUAUGAAUUUCAUGUAGGCACAUUAGAUCUGUAGUAAACACUUGAAUAACCUCAUUACUUUACAUUGUAAUUUAUAUUUGUGAUAAUAUAUAUCUGACACUUUCAUAAUCAACAAACCAUUAUUUAUUUUGCAUGGAACAUUAUUUAUUGUAUUGUGCAAUGUGUGCUUUAAUUUAACAUAAGUGUAAAUAGAAUCGAACAUUAUUAUUAUACAGAUGCAGCUUUUACAUAUUUCAGUAGUGAUAUAAACAAUGUUACCACUUUCAUAUCUUCUAGAAAUAUUGUUUUAUUUUAUUAUUACUGUGAUAUUGGUGUCAACUCUGGUGUUUCCUACCACUGAAUAUGAUAAUAAAUAGAGACAAAAUGAACAGGUAGACUCUAUACUCGUUUUUGUUCUGACACCAGAAUCGGCACUUGAUUUUAAAACUGCCGUUUAUAUUUAAAUUAACAUCGAAACAAUUGUCACAUUAAAAAUGGGUUUUAUUUAAUAAAAAAUAAAAUAGUCGUUUGCCAAACUAGUAUUUGUAAUAAUAACUAGACAGCUGUUUAAAAAUGUUAGUGACAAUAAAUGUAUUUAUCCUAAUUAUUAGAUGACUAAUGAACUUGUACUGACUUCAUUUUAAUGUUAUACCUUCUAUAUCAUUGUUAUAUUUUCUGGUUGUGUAAUUUUAGUAUGACUGUGUGUAUUAAAAAUAAUUUAUUUUCGCUUUUUAUAUGUGAAAAUACGUCGCUGGAACAUGUUUCUUAUUUAAUCUAUAUUAGAUAAACGGGUUUAUACAAUUUUUUUUAUUACAAUUUUAUUUAUAUAAGCAUAAAUUAUUUUCCAUUCAAUGAAAGCACUGCCUUUUGAUAUGAAGAAACAAUAUCAGUUUAUAUCCAUUCUAUGAAAUUAAAUCUUUUGAAGUAUUAAAGUAACACAAUCUAAUUAUAUGAUUGACAAUUACAAACUGGAUGAGACAAUGUGUUAGUAUAUAAAUUGUGUUAGUUAUAUAAGUAAAAAUCAAGUUGUUAUCGGUGUAAAUUUUUUACAAUUGAUUUAAAACUUUGUUUAAUUGUUGGAAAUUGACAUUUUCUAGUAACUUAAUAUACUUAUCUAUGUAGUAUUCAGCGACAUCAAGGUCAGUCCAUUUCUGACGGAAAAUGCGUGGCGUGUCGUCUGUAACGGAACCUUAAAACUGGCAAUUUAUAAUAUUACUGACGUAACAUUGACCUUACAGAAAAUCGAAGAGUAUACUCGAAGAGGCCACUCUGCUUGGCGAUCGUGGACAUAAGAAAGCCUUUCAUUCGAGAGACGGUAAUGCAGUCUCUAUCGCGGUGACGCAGACUUUACACACUCGACACCGUAUUAACGUACACUUCCCUGAGACGCUUUACAGAUCUUCCGUCAGAAUUGUACCGACUCUCAAUGUUACUCAUUCGAUGUUUAUUAUGUCUAUGUAAUUUAUACGUUCAUAUGUAGAGCAUAAGUAAUACAGAUCUGCAGUGGUAUUCUGUAAAAAUACAGCGUUGAACACACUUGUAUGCUAUUACAGACUUAGAGCUUAAAUCAAAUAAAACAUACUUCAAAAGGUAAUAAGAUUUUAUUGAAUUAAAUCUCUAAUGCAGAAUACCAAAGCUGUAAAUCCGGCUAUAUUUUUAAAUAUACCCGGUUUAAUGCGGUUUCGGUUUCUUGUUUUUUACCGUCCUUUGGUAGAAAAGUAGCAUUGGGUCAAGUAAGCUGAGCAUAGAUAGCAUGUCGAAUUUGAUGAAUGCUAAAAUUAUAAAUAUGUUUAUGUAUAUUUUUAAUGGAAUAUUUUUAUAUUAUCUGUGUGCGAAGUCGCUCCUUUAUUUAAUCAUGUAAAUCACGUGAAUAGCAUUUAAUUCUUAUACAUAACAAACAAAUUUCUUGUGUUAAAUCAACAUUAAAUAAGUUCCCUUCUGUCUGAAGAGGCAAGAAAGAUUUAAAUACGUCAAAGAAAGCAAAGUAUGCACUACUAUUAGAAAAUUUUCACUUUGCAUUCGUCUAUACGUGUUAUCAUUUAAAAAAAUCUGCAGUGUGUGUAGCGUAAUAGGCAAUAGGGGUUCAAGGAACUGUUUUUGUUCUCACUGGUAAUCAAAAAGCCUGUUUAUGUUACGUCACGUCCGAAAAUUAUUAAAUUAUUUCUAAUUAUAUUUUAAUAAUGUUUAUGGAUCCAAAUUCCUUUAGUAUCCUUGUCAUAAGUUCUGACUGUAUUAAAUACAUAUUUAUAAUUGUUAUAUUCUAUCACAGGAUCUCCGUCAGUUUAUAAUUCUCAAAUAUAAUCUUAGGUAAUAAAUAACACAUAGGUAGGUACUUAUUUAAAUUCAGCUCUAUACUUUUAAAAUGUAAAAAAUCUAUUAGAUUAGAGCAUGAUUUCAUGAAAAUAGUUUGAAAGUUUCGAUCUGCAUGAUGAAAAAUCUUUCCGAUUUGCAGGAACGCUUUGUAAUAUUGAUAUAUUGGGAAACAGGGGAAUUAGCACAAUUUAUAUUUAAAAGUAAAAUUAAUUUGCACACUAACAAGGGAAGGUUUCUCAUUGGUCUAUUUUUCGAUUUAAUCCCCUAGUAGGCACUGACUCUAAAGACAUGCUCUAAUCAAUAGAUCAGCCCUGCGAUUCUGUAAAAAUUCAGACCCGAAUUCGAAUUCACUCAUGUAUCCGAAUUCACGUAAUUUAGUGUAGAAAUUCUAUUGAUUCCAUUUUUCAUAUAAAAAUAGAAAAAAUUGAUUGAAUAUACGUGUCUCAGACAUUAUAUUCCUAUGUUAUUUCGAAACUCACUUCACUUAUGCCACGAAACGUUAUUACCAAUUAUUCAAAGUUGAGCGGAUGGUGUUUUUUGAAGUGAAUUCGGACACCUGAGGGAGUUCGAAUUCGGGUUUGAAUUAUUACAGAAUCGCAGAGCAGUAGUUGUAUUUUCAGUCAUUCUUCUAACGGCAAUAAAGCUAUUUAUUUACUAAUUACCUAAUUGGUUGUAAAGUGAAUGUCAAGUCAAAUCAUGUGUAUUCACUUAAAUUUAUAUACAUGUGAUUCUGUUUCUGAUACUUAUACGAUUUUACAGUUUUUAAUUAAACUAUUUGUGU
Messenger RNA from Diatraea saccharalis (sugarcane borer), 3943 nucleotides. Lineage: Eukaryota; Metazoa; Arthropoda; Insecta; Lepidoptera; Crambidae. The record is from the annotation of a GenBank genome assembly.